Messenger RNA from Arachis ipaensis, 4794 nucleotides. It is a transcript of the gene FIP1[V], whose product is annotated as FIP1[V]-like protein. The record is from RefSeq and is a predicted model, not a curated record. Lineage: Eukaryota; Viridiplantae; Streptophyta; Magnoliopsida; Fabales; Fabaceae. Gene Ontology annotation, molecular function: RNA binding. Gene Ontology annotation, biological process: mRNA processing. Gene Ontology annotation, cellular component: nuclear speck.
ACCACCUUAAGUCCUUAACCCAUCGAAGCCGCUUCUGCUGCAGUUGCCAAACCUCAAAACCCUCCUUAACGAAGCACAUCUCUCUUCGCAAACCACUUUCUUUCGUUCGUUCUUCUUUUCUUGUCUCUUUCCAAUGGAAGACGACGAUGAGUUCGGAGAUUUGUACACUGACGUUCUCCAACCCUUCACUUCCUCAUCCUCUGCGCCCCAACCGUCACAACCACAUCACUCUUCCCCUGCACCAGCACCCGCACCCCCUUCCAUCGAUCUCAAUCUCACCGCCCCCGAGAUCCCCUACGCCCCUUCCCACUCGAAUUCCCCUGCAACUCAUCGCUCUUCGGACCUUAUGAUUGAUGGCCGCGAUGACGUCGCUGCCGUGCCACCGGAGCCAGUCGUAGACGCUAGGGUUCCCCAUGGCGGCAAUGCUGAAAUCACCCCAAGGGUUUCUCUGGAUUUGAACCGCGGCAAGGAAUUGGCAUCCGGUGUGGACGCUGGGACAAAAGGCGAUGAUUUGAUGGAUAAGGAUGUGAAAUUCGAUAUCGAGGAUGACGAUGGCGGGGAUAUUGGUUCGGAGCCGGUUAUUCCGGGUCUGUUAGCUGAUGCUACCAGUGGCAGCGGCGGUGGAGAUGGUGGUGAGGAUUUGAGGAGGGUGGAAGGAGGCCUCGAGGGUGGCGGUGCUGAUGAUGAUUGGGAUAGUGACAGUGAUGAUGAUUUGCAGAUAGUGUUGAAUGAUAACAGCCAUAUGGCAAUGGAGAGGGGUGGGAUGGUUGGCGAUGACGACGACGAAGAUGAAGAUGGCGGGUUGGUUAUUGUGGCAGACGGUGAUCCGAAUCACGGAGGGGAGGAGCAAGACUGGGGCGAGAAUGCCGCAUUGCCUUCUGAUGGCGAGAGGAAAGACGCCGAGUUGGCCAAAUCCAGCACUGGAGUGGCUGCGCCACUCAAAAUUGGGUAUAGCGGUCAUGGUUAUCAUCCAUUCCAUUCACAGUAUAAGUAUGUCAGGCCUGGUGCAGCACCAAUGCCCGGAGUUACCACUUCUGCUCCUGGAGGGCCCCUUGGUCCGAUUCGUCCGCUUGCUAACAUGGCUGGUCGUGGCAGGGGGGAUUGGAGACCCCCUGGUGUAAAAGGGGCUGCUGCAAUGCAAAAGGGUUUUCUUGCAGGUUCUGGAUUACCAGGUUGGGGCAACAGUGCAGCAGGGCGGGGUUUUGGUGGUGGCCUAGAAUUCACACUUCCUUCCCACAAGACUAUAUUUGAUGUUGACAUUGAGAGCUUUGAGGAGAAACCAUGGAAAUAUCCGAAUGUUGAUGUGUCAGAUUUUUUCAACUUUGGGUUGAAUGAAGAUAGCUGGAAAGAUUAUUGCAAACAGCUGGAACAACUACGCCUAGAGUCUACAAUGCAAAGCAAGAUUCGUGUUUAUGAAAGUGGUAGAACAGAGCAGGAAUAUGAUCCCGAUUUGCCCCCAGAGUUGGCUGCAGCUACUGGUAUACAUGAUGCUCAUGUUGAACAUGCAAAUUCUGUUAAGUCAGAUGUUGGACAAACUGAUGUUGUUAAAGGUUCUGGACGUGGUCGACCGCCACUACCAACUGGUAGAGCAAUUCAGGUGGAAGGUGGCUGUGGUGAACGUCUUCCUUCCAUUGAUACCCGUCCUCCUCGGCUCCGUGAUUCAGAUGCAAUCAUUGAGAUUGUUUUACAGGGUGCAGAAGAUGAUGAUUCCACUACUGGAAUUGGUGCACAAGAUCUACAAGAUGAUGGAGAUGGCACAGAACCCCCAAGAGAGGAUUUUAGAGAAGGCCAUGUAGUUAGACAUGAAAUUCCAAGGUUGGAGCCUGAGUACUUUGAUAAUUUUCCACAGGAUUAUAAUGGUCAAAAGAAAGAGCUUGGAGGAAGAAGGAUGCCAUUCAUGACUUCCAGUACCACUAAAAUACCCAAUGGGGAUGAAAAUUCGUUCUGCCCACGUGAAGAGCCAAACAAUUAUUGUUCUAAGGGCCAAAAUCCCAGGCCCUAUGGUGGCAAUUUUGCCUCCUCACAUGAGGAAAGGUGGACACAAAGAAGUGUGCAUGACCAGUCCCCCCCUAUUACCCCUGUUCAAGAAUUGGCAACUGAUGACAAUCAAAAAGAAGAGUCAGCUGAAAGCAUGGAUGGGAGACAUAGUGCACUUGUAUCAUCUCCUGUCACUAAGGAUACACGGGAGGCCACUGUGGAGGAUAAAGAUAUUGAACUUGAGAAUGCUGGGAUAGCUGAUGGCCGUGGUGGACUGGAAAAGGAGGAAACUGGUUUAAAUACAGUAGGUAAAAUGGAUAUGCCCACGGAUGGGACGGCUAAGAGACAAAUAUUAACAUCUGAGGUUGAGCAACCUUUGCCUGACGAAGUUGACGAUUGGGAGGACUCAAAAGCUGCCAGAAGCAGUGAUAACAGCAAAGCAAGAUCAGCAAGCAGCAGGGAUAACCGAAAGCGGCGUGAAGGCUUUGAGGAAGAAGUAGUUCAAGAUUCACGAUCAUCACGUCUGGAUGGCAUCCGACAGCAGCCUGAUGAACAUGAGCAGGGACACUACAAGAGAGAGCAGGAUGGAAAGCAUGAACCUGAAAGAAAUCGCAUGCAUAAAGGUAGAGAGGGAUCACACCCUUACAAGGAGCGUCAUCCUAGUUCUUCUCAUCUAUUGCAGACAAAUACUGAUGAAUUUGACAGGAAAAAAGAUAGGGACAAUUUUGACAUGGAUUGGACACAAAGAGAUGAUGAUCUCUAUAGCAGAAGGGUUAGAAAUGAAGAUCCUAGGAAGAGGGAUAGGGCUAAGGUUCGAGAAAAUGAGAGAAGGGACAAAGAUGAUAGUGCUCAUUUUAGAAAACAGUUAGAUAAUGGUGCUUGCAGGGUUCCUUAUGAUAAGGAUGUUGGGUCAAGAGACUCAAGACUAUGAAGGCGUGGAGGAUCACCAUAGCAAGAGGAGGAAAGAUGAAGAAUAUCUUAGGAGGGAGCAUAUUGACAAGGAAGAAAUUUUGCAUAGCCACAGAGAAAGUUCCAGUCGGCGAAGGCGAGAAAGAGAAGUGGUGUUAGAUCCUAGAAAGAGAGAUGAUCUACACAGAACUAGAGAUAACCUUGAAGAUCAAUAUGCUACCAGGCCGAAAGAUGAGACUUUGCUACUUAGGGAGAGGGAUGAUAGGCCGAGAGAUAGGGAGGAGUGGCAUCGGAUGAAACAGCCACAUGAAGAACACCUACCCAAGCGUGAAAGAGAAGAAGGACGAACUUCUAUAAGAAGUGGACGAGGAUCUGAAGCUAAAGUGUGGGCUGGCCAGGUUAGAGCUAAGGAUGAACAUAGAGCUUCUGAAAAAGAACUCCAUUCUAGAGAAGGAUUGCGGCAUGGUGACCAACUGAAGAAGAGGGAUCGAGUUCAGGAUGAAAGUGCCCGUCAUAAGGGGCGCGAUGAUGCUUACACUCGUGGUCAAUAUAGUAGUGAGGAAAGGCGAUCUAGGCAGGAAAGAUCUAAUGGUCGUAGUGAUAACCAGAGAGUUCAUGAUAGAAAGCAUAAAGAGGGAUCACGCAAAAGCAAAGAACCUGAAAUUAGCGAUCCUAAUAGUUUAGGCUUGCCCAAGAGAAAUCAGGAAAAUCAAAGUGGCCCAACCAGCGAGAAGGGCUUGAAAGGCUCUGGUGAUGAAGAACAUGCUGAGCAUGAAGUUCCAGCGCAUCGCCUGCCCAGAAAGCACCGGGAAGACAUUUCCUCAGAUGAUGAACAUCAAGAUUCUCAUAGAGGACGUUCUAAAUUGGAGCGGUGGACAAGCCAUAAGGAAAGAGAUUUCAGCAUUAGCAGCAAAUCCUCUUUGCAGUUCAAAGAGAUCGAUAAGAAUAAUAAAGAUGGGUCCUCUGAAGCUAGAAAACCUGUGGAUGAAUCUUCUAAAGCAAUGGAUAUUGACAACCAUCUCUUGUCCACUGAAGGGAGGGAAUCUGUAGACUUGGAGUGUAAGGAUGCCGAUGCAAAACAAUUGGGGGACAGACAGGAUCGACACCUUGACACAGUUGAGAGGUUGAAGAAGCGAAGUGAGAGGUUCAAGCUUCCAAUGCCAAGCGAAAAAGAGGCCCUGGCUAUCAAGAAGCUAGAGAGUGAACCACUGCCUACUGCCAACAGUGAAAACCCAGUUGAGUCCGAGGUCAAACAAGAGCGACCUGCCCGAAAAAGGAGAUGGAUGAGCAGCUAAAAUGUACUGAACUUUUGGCCAUCAUAAUUAUCCGGCAGAAUUGAAUCUAGUUUGACCAUGGGAAGAUAUCUAUCCGUUCAGCCUGAUCUUUUUGAAAAAUUAGAGACCCUGGCAAGCCAACCAUGCUUAGUGUUUGAUGUUGAAAAUGGAACGAACCUGUAGGGUUUGAUAUGAUUUGUACUUCAGUAUCUGAUUUUGUACCCAUACUACCUAUACAUUAAUUGUACACUGUAUAUACAGAUAAAAUGUAAAACAUGAACUGCCAAACUAUAGAGGUGGCACAUAUUUUUGGUGUCGAAAUGUGGCUAACCCGUAUGGUGUGGGUUAUGUGACAAACCUGACCAUGGUUUGGACGCAAAAGGACACGCAUGGUUGGAGAGGCUGAACUGAGCCUGAGCCUGAGCCUGAUACUGGCAGGCACAGGUCCAUGGACGAUGAUUAAUUGAUUACCAAAAAUGAGGAAUUUUCUUGAUGAAGGCCGGUCCAAAUAAGUGCAUCUCGAUCACCAACCGUGUUGUUUCCGUCAUUGAAGUUAUACACGUUAGGGAUGAUUUAUCUAUGUUGUAAAAUGUAACAAACAUUUUCAUUAAACUUGCUUCCUAUAUCUUUUUAA